This is a messenger RNA of Pyrus x bretschneideri (Chinese white pear), 641 nucleotides long. RefSeq lists its product as uncharacterized. Lineage: Eukaryota; Viridiplantae; Streptophyta; Magnoliopsida; Rosales; Rosaceae. The record is from RefSeq and is a predicted model, not a curated record. Bases 119 to 469 code for a protein of 116 amino acids. The transcript has 2 exons.
CAAUCGAAAGCGAGUCAAAGAUUACGUUGUUAAACAAAUCCCGAAAUAUCCCAUGAAUCUUGGGCAGGACAGCUUAUAAACAGAACAAAUCCUCUACUGCAUUAUUGUUUUUAGCACCAUGAGGUUAGAAGCUAUGGAUUUUCCGCAUUUUCAGAAAGAGUACUUAGAUGUGGUGUUGGUCCCAAUUGGGCUCUUGAUCAUGCUAAUCUACCACCUCUUCCUCCUCUACAAAUACAUCACUUACCCUCUCUCCACCGCCAUCGGUUCUGAAAACAAUUACAAGAAAGUUUGGGUUGGAAAAAUCUUGCAGGGUGAAGAUGUUCAAGUUGCAAGGAAAGUUAAAACAGCUCUUGAUGUGAUUUCCUCCAAUACAAGUGCAACUGCGUCCUUAGCAUCAACCUCUCUAACUCUCUGUGCUCUCAUUGGAGCUUGGAUGGCAAACUCCAACAACAACUUCCAAAAAAAAUAAUAUAUGGCAACACAAACCCUUCAACUACUUCCAUCAAGUACAUCUGCCUCUUGACAUUUUUUCUCCUUGCUUUUUCAUGCUUUGUUCAAUCAGCCAGCAGGGCCGGCCUAGGCCUAGUGCUAUCAGGACAACCGUCCGGGACUCAAAAUAAUUAGGAGCACCAAAAUUAUUA